Messenger RNA from Westerdykella ornata, 2151 nucleotides. RefSeq lists its product as uncharacterized. Gene Ontology annotation, biological process: regulation of DNA-templated transcription; DNA-templated transcription. The transcript has 2 exons. Lineage: Eukaryota; Fungi; Ascomycota; Dothideomycetes; Pleosporales; Sporormiaceae. The record is from RefSeq and is a predicted model, not a curated record. Bases 1 to 2151 code for a protein of 716 amino acids. Gene Ontology annotation, molecular function: zinc ion binding; DNA-binding transcription factor activity, RNA polymerase II-specific; DNA binding.
AUGAACGGGCAUCCACCGCCAAAAGCCAACUCACGACGAGUGCCCCCCGAGAAACGGAAGCGCACCGAAACCAGCUGCGACCAGUGCAAGUCUCGCAAGCAGAAAUGCAAGAAGCAGCCCGGUCAGGAAGCGUGCACCUAUUGCAUCAAUCGCAAUAUUGAGUGUCUGACCACUCAACCGCGCAAGAGAAGGAUAUAUGGUACCGUCGAAGGUCUGGGUCAUCGUCUCAUGCUACUGGAAUCUAUUGUCAAGGCACUGUUUCCCGAGGCCGACUUAUCGAGCGUUGAGGACCUGCGCCGUCUGGGAACGUCACUGGGCUUCUCCCUACCCGACCCGGCCAUCGUCGAGCCCAGUAACGGCGACCACAGGAGUAACAGUGGGGCUGAGGCGGAGGAGGCACAUGCUGUGCUUCCCGACCAGCAGGGACAGUCUCAGUACAUCGGGCCUGCCAGCUCAUUUUCGUUCCAUCUCAAACUGCGUGAUCUCGUUGGGGCAAGAGGUCUGCGUGAGUUUGUGCUUUUUGGCCGGAAUGCUGCGGACCGAGAGGCUAUCGCACCGGACGAGGAUGCCAACACAUUGCCUACGCUGGGCCCGUCGGCUCUUAUUGAUCGCAACUCGUCUGCAGUGCAAGGAUCAAUCCCAACCCUGGACGCGCUGCUGGCCGCUUACUUCAAGUUCAUAAACCCGGACUUCCCAGUUCUCCAUGAAACAUCCUUCCGUGAAGCCUAUAAGCGAUGGCUGGCCAACCCCGAUAAGGUGGAUCCCGUCUGGAUGUGUAGCUUCCUUUGUUUACUGCUUCUGGCUCGUCGUGUCGCACAAAUGACAUUCUCGGAAGAUCAAGAACGCUCGUGGUGGCGGCGAGUGCAGUCCCUUCUACCAGUCGUCAUCUUCACCUCCAGCGUUCCUGCGGUGCAGGCUCUGAUGCUCGCUGCGAUACACUUGCACAAUACCAAUCACCGGGAUGCAUGCUGGAAUCUUACGGGAACAGCCAUUCGCAUUGGCGUGGCCAUAGGUUUGCACCAGGACAAGGUCAACCUCUCACGGAUACCCCUUGAGCGCGAGUGGCGCAAACGGAUAUGGUGGACUCUAUAUGCCUUUGAACAAAUGCAGGUGUCUUCCUUUGACCGCCCCAGCGCUAUUGAGCAUACUGCAGCGUCGAAGAUGGAAAGCCCGAGGGAGGAUAUCAUUGAUAUGGGAGAAUACUAUCCGAAAGACUACUGCAAAUGGUUCAAUUCCCUCGUCGUCCACCUUGGCUAUGCUUGCCGUGCACCGAAGAGCACAAAGAUCAACGCAAGCGGAGAAAUGUACGUCGGGCCUCUUUCACCAGCAGCGGGUGUUCUCCGUGAGUUGGAACAGUGGAAAGGUUCCCUUCCGGCGCAUCUCACUGAGGGAGCUGUAGCUACUGAGCAUGUGGCUUUUCAACGCCCACUGCUCUUGUUACAUGCCAUGUACCACUACACCAUCACUCUUCUGUGCCGCUGCGCACUCCUCACCCGCACCACACUUGUAUCAAAAGAAGGGAAAGACUCUUCCAACGUGGCUCUUGUCAGUAUGGCGAACAGCUGCGCAGAUUCCGGCCGUGCUUUGGCGAACAUCCUCAUAAACCUCGACGCAAUCGGGAAAUUUGAUCCUUUCACCUGGUGGGAUGUGUGGUAUGCUCUUGCCUCUGCGUCGGUGCUCCUUUUGGACCUCGUUUGUACAAGGAAACGAACUGGAGAGGAUGUUCCACAGUCCCGGGCGCUCCUCACUCGGUUAGCCAACCUUACUACGGAGCAGAGGCGUAAUCCGCAUAUGCCAGGGACUAUUGAUAAGUGGGCUUCCUUGGUACCAGAACUGUUGUCCAUGGUCGAAUGCAUGGAUACUGCCCUGGGCGCACAACAAGAGGUCGCUCCGUCAUUGACUUCCGUUAAAACAGCCCAAGACGCGCCAUUGAGUCAUCCAGUGCCUUUCCACUCUCCGCCACCGGCCGCCCAGAAUGGGUCUUCCGUUUUCCCCGAGCUCGCUGGUCCCGCCGUACUCCCUCGAGCACCGACCGAUCGUGGUUCACAGAUGAACUUUGUGAAUUUCAACAUUCAUAACAUCUCCGAUUGGAACUGGGCAGACAUUGGGAACUUGUUGGGCGGGCAGGCUCUGCCUCAGGCCCCUGGCUAA